This is a messenger RNA of Gopherus flavomarginatus (Mexican gopher tortoise), 4080 nucleotides long. RefSeq names its product erythropoietin receptor (gene EPOR). The record is from RefSeq and is a predicted model, not a curated record. Gene Ontology annotation, cellular component: external side of plasma membrane; membrane. Gene Ontology annotation, biological process: cytokine-mediated signaling pathway; positive regulation of cell population proliferation; hemopoiesis. NCBI's taxonomy places the organism in Eukaryota, Metazoa, Chordata, Testudines, Testudinidae. Gene Ontology annotation, molecular function: protein binding; cytokine receptor activity.
GCGGGUGAGUGGGCCCAGAGGCCAGGCAGGGGCAUGGGCAGGAGUGUUUCAUAACAGGAAACUGAUUUCCUGCCUCUGCUGGUAGAACUUGACAGCUAGUGUGUGCGGGUGUGUGUGCUCACGUGUGCGUGCAGGAAUGUGUGUGCACGCAUGUGUGUGUUCACAUGUGCGUGUGUUAAUGUGUGUGUGUGUGCGUGCGGGGUGUGUGUGUGCAUGCAUGUGUGUAUUCAUGUGUGCGUGUGUGUUCACGUGUGCAUGCAAGAAUGUGUGUGUUCACAUGUGUGUGUGCAUGUGUGUUCACGUGUGAAUGUGUGAAUGUGUGUGGGCGUGUGUAUCCACAUGUGUGUGCGGGUGUGUGUGCACAUGCGUGUGUGUGUGGGGGUGCCCUUGCAGGCAUUUGUUCUGAGUAUACCCAGUUCUAGUGAAUGUGGCUUUGAAACAUGCUCUGAUGUCUUAGCCCAGUGCGUGGGGCUGCCCGAUCGAUCCCCAGACACAUGUAUCGCUCCAGCCCAGGGCCACCUGGGGGGGGGGGGAAGUGGGGCAAUUUGCCCCAGGCCCCCAUGAGAAUAUAGUAGUCUAUAGUAUUGCAACUUUUUUUUAUGGAAGGGGCCCCUGAAAUUACUUUGCCCCAGGCCCCCUGAAUCCUCCGGGCGGCCCUGCUCCAGCCGGCUCUCCGUCCUCAGACACAUCUGUCCUACCAAGAGCCUGAACUACAGCAGAGCUGACCCAUUCCCCCUGUCUCUCUCUCCCCAUACACCCCCUCUAUCUAUCUAUCUAUCUAUCUAUCUAUCUAUCUAUCUAUCCCCCCACACACUCAUCCCUCCAUCCAGAUGCCUACAUGGCCCUAACCGCCAGCAAUCUGAGCAUCUCCAGAAGGAUGCUGCAGUUGGGGGAAGCCCCCUAGCAGCGUUCGCUGACCCACUGGCCCAUGUGCUGACACGUUAUAUAGAUGCAGAGCUAAUUAGCGGCAACCUCCUCCAAGUGCUGCAGAGCCAGGCUUGGCCAAAUUUGAUUUAGUUGGACGGAUAAUCUCAGUGUUUACUCAUAAGAUGGUUUUUUUAGAUUUGCGUAGAGCUAAAUCUUCACAACUGCACGAAAUUGGGGGGUUUAUUCAGACAAUGGAGGAUGACAAUUAUCUAAUGGCACUAGACGUUCAGAUUCAAAAAGUUCAAGCUUUCUAACCGGUACAACCCAAAUGGUCAAUGUCACGUAUCGAAAUUCACAAAGGAAACAGCCUUAAAUCAAACUCCUGCCUCCCCAGGCAGCCCUCUGCCGCGCUGUGCGUUUCACUGAUCAUCGGCGGAAAGACUUUUUAUCAGUUCGUGCAUGUACUGUGUGAAAUCAACAUUUACUGAUACCGAUCUGCUCCUCCCAAGCCCGUGCACAGAUAAGAGUGGUGGGCGGUUGCACGAGCAUGUGUGUUAUGAGAAAUGUCUUUGGAUUGACGGGGUGGGGUGCAAGUUACGUGAAAUACGUGUUAGGAAAGAUGCACGAUGAGAAGCUGCCGCGUACAGACAGCGAGAUGUGGAUCUUUGCACAGAUAGAGAAGUCUGCCCUGCUUCUGGCUGAGGAGCCCCUGGACCCCAAAUGUUUCACGCGCUGCCUGGAGGACCUGACCUGCUUCUGGGAGAGCAGCAGCCCCCCGAGCGCCACCGAAUACGGCUUCUUCUACGUCGUGGAGGGGGACGCCCCACAGCGCUGCAACGUGAGCGUGGCCCGGACGCCCUGGAACAGCACUCGCUUCAGCUGCAUCUUCCCCCCCCAGGACACCCCGUCCUUCACCCCCCUGCACGUCGGCGCCUUCGCCGGCAACAGCAGCAAUGUCAUCCACGCCCGCACCAUCAUGAUCAACCAAGUGGUUCUCCUGGACCCUCCAUCCAACCUGACGGCGCGCGCGCCCGAGAGCCCGGGGCAGCUGGCGGUCAGCUGGCAGCCGCCUGGCCUGCGCUACCUGGAGAGCAGCCUGCGCUACGAGGUGGCCUUCGCCCCCGAGGGCGCCGAGCGCCAGACGGUCGACAUCCCCGACGGCCGCACCGAGUGCCUGAUCCUCAACCUGCGGGGCCGGACCCGCUACACCCUGGCCGUGCGCGUCCGGCCCGACGGCGUCAGCUACAGCGGCUACUGGAGCGCCUGGUCGGCCCCGGUCACUGUGGUGACGCCCCACGAUCUGGACCCCCUGAUCCUGUCGCUGUCGCUCAUCCUGGUGCUCAUCGUGGUGCUCCUGGUCCUCUUUGCCCUUCUCACCCACCGCAGGUUUUUGAAGAAGAAGCUGUGGCCGGUGAUUCCCAGCCCGGAGCACAAAUUCGAGGGGCUUUUCACCCUCUACAAGGGAAACUUCCAGCUCUGGCUGGGACAAAGGAACGCCUACCCGUGGUGGAGCGUGAACCCUGGCUACUUGGAGGAGCAGCCCACCACACUGGAGGUGCUGUCUGAGGGCCGCGAAUCCAAGGUGGAGGGGCCGGUGCCCCCUCUGCCCCCCAAAGCCCAGGGCUUGGUCCUGCCCACCCGCCCUGAGCUGCCCGUGGAGCCCCAGGAUGACUACCUGGUGCUGGAUGAACAGCUGAUGCCAUGCAGCCUGGGUGAGGACUCUCUGCUCCUGCCAGAUGCCCAAAGCAGUGCGGGCUCUGAAAGCCCCCCUGCCAUGGAGCAGGAGCUGGGCCCCCCGGGGGCUACACCGGAGCCUGUCCCGGAGGAGCAGGUCUCGUCCUCCUCCAGCUUCGAGUACACCGUCUUCGACCCCAGUUCGGAGCUGCUGGCACCCUGUGGGCACCAGCGCCCGCUCAAAUACAGCUACCUGCUUGUGUCCGACUCAGGGAUCUCCACUGACUACAGCCCCCUGGGCACCAGCACCCACCAGCCCAAUCUCUACACCAACCUGUGCCAGGAUGGGUGCCAGGCCCAGCCCUUCCCAGCCAGCUACGUGGUGUGCUCAUAGUGCCGGUGGGGGGACUCCAGGCCUGGAGAACAGAGGUGGAACCCCCAUGUCUACUGGACGUGGCGGAAACUCCUUCCUGGCAGGACGUAGUGGGGACCCCGUCCCGGCAGGAUGCAGCGGGGACCCCGACCAAACAGGAUGUUGAGGGGACCCGGGAUGAUAUAAAGGAGACCGCAUCCCAGCAGGACGUUGAGGGGACCCCAUCCUGGCAUGAUGUAAAGGACACCCCAUCCCAGCAGGACAUUGAGGGGACCCCGUCCUGGCAGGAUGUAAAGGACACCCCAUCCCAGCAGGACAUUGAGGGGACCCCGCCACAGCAGGACAUUGAGGGGACCCCGUCCUGGCAGGAUGUAAAGGACACCCCGUCCUGGCAGGAUGCAGAGGGGCCCCGUGCCUAGAGGAAGAUACGACCCCAGCGCCAGCUCCCUCUAGCCUGGGGCUUGCAGGGCUGUGGUGGAAGCCAGUGGAGGUGGAGUCCAUAUGACCCCAGCUCAGGCUCAGACUGGGCUCUUGCCGGGACGGAAACUCCCAGGUGGCCGGAUGGGUCAUGGGCAACGCGGCCGGUGCCGGCUGUUACAUCCGCAGAGCAGGUGGUCAGGGACCAACCUGCCAGCAGGGGGCGUCACCACCAAUCCCCCCCACCCCACCAGAGCUGGCUUGGAUUCGAAACACGAGCUGGGUGGAAGCUGCAGCCCCCUGUGCCACUAAGGGGCACCCAUCCACUCUGCCCCCCCCACCCAAGCCUGGCUCAGCUGCAAGGGAUGCUGGGAGUCCUGCAAUCCUGCUUCGUGCCCAGGGACAUGGGCUUCCGGCCCCUUUUCUAUGUGUACGGGGUGAGGAGAGCUCAAAAAGCCCCGUUACCCCUGUAAAUCUACUGCUGUGACAUAUGUAUUAGUCAGGCAGCAGGGGCCAGAGGGUAGAGUGUGGGAGUGGGAGUGGGUGGGCUGAGUGUCAGGACUCUUGGGUUCUAGCCCCAGCUGUGGGAGAAGAGUGGAGUCUAGUGGUUAAAGUUAGGAGAGCUGGGAGUCAGGACUGCUGGGUUCUAUCCAAGCUGUGCCACCGACUUGCUCUGUGACCCUGGGCAUUCCCCCCCUUCUGCGCCUCAGUUUCCCCACUUGUAAAACAGGGCUGACAAUACUGACCAA